This is a messenger RNA of Ictalurus punctatus (channel catfish), 1791 nucleotides long. RefSeq names its product distal-less homeobox 3b (gene dlx3b). Gene Ontology annotation, biological process: embryo development; regulation of transcription by RNA polymerase II; epithelial cell differentiation. The record is from RefSeq and is a predicted model, not a curated record. The transcript has 3 exons. Gene Ontology annotation, molecular function: RNA polymerase II cis-regulatory region sequence-specific DNA binding; DNA-binding transcription factor activity, RNA polymerase II-specific. Bases 214 to 1008 code for a protein of 264 amino acids. NCBI's taxonomy places the organism in Eukaryota, Metazoa, Chordata, Actinopteri, Siluriformes, Ictaluridae.
ACUCGCUGCAUUGUCAUUAACGGAGUAGCAGCUUCAUCUGAGAAGAGUAGAAGACUAGAGCAAAAAGGAGUCCAGAGUUUCAGCCCUUCAAGGAUUCGCCUUAACGGCGUCAAACAUUCUCCUUUUUUUAUUCUUAAAUCACACACCCAUCGCGAGAGAAGGACGUAACAGUGGGCGAUUGUAUCAUUUCUUGCUGUGUUUUUCUCCCCUACGAUGAGUGGAGCGACGUACGACAGGAAGCUAUCCGGCAUUUCUGCUGAUCUCUCCGGCUCUAUGAGCUGCCACCCGGGUUCCAAGGACUCGCCUACUCUGCCCGAGUCGUCGGCCACGGACAUGGGCUACUACACAACACACCAGGGCCACCAUGACUACUACCCGGGUCAGGCGUACGCACAAGGGCCGCACAACCCGUCCUACCACCAGUUUAACAUGUGCGCUAUGAGCGGCGCGGCUUCCUACGGCGCCAAGGCCGAGUAUCCUUACGGCAACGCGUACCGCCACCAGUACGGCCAGUACAGCAGAGAAGGACACACACCACCCCAAAGCGCAGUGAAAGAGGAGCCGGAGACUGAAGUUCGGAUGGUGAAUGGAAAACCCAAGAAAGUGCGCAAGCCGCGUACCAUCUACUCCAGCUACCAGCUCGCGGCGCUGCAGCGGCGCUUCCAAAAGGCGCAGUAUCUCGCGCUCCCGGAGAGAGCUGAACUCGCUGCACAGCUCGGUUUAACCCAGACACAGGUGAAAAUAUGGUUCCAGAACCGGAGGUCCAAGUUCAAGAAGCUGUACAAGAACGGCGAGAUCCCGCUGGAUCACAGCCCCAACGCCAGCGACUCCAUGUCCUGUAACUCGCCGCCCUCGCCUGCGCUCUGGGACACCGGCGCGCACGCGAACCCGGUCAGCCGCGGUCACGUGACGCCGGUCGGGCUCAGCUCCUCGACGCCGCCCUACCCGGAAGACUACAGCAGCGCGUGGUACCAGCAGCACGCCGGCCCCCCGCAAAGCGUCUACUGACCACAGACUUUCACUCCAAGAGUUUAAUAUAAGAAAAAAAAAGGGACUGGACUUUAUUUUUGUAAUCUUUAUAUACACGAGCGCCUAGGCUGUUCGUACGAAGAUAAGCUGAAAGAGAGACAGAGAGAGAGAGAGAGAGAGAGAGAACGAGAGAGAGAGAGAGAGAGAGAGAGAGACAAAACGUGCUGAAAACACUUGAUAUUUUUUCUCUGAAGAUAAGUGACUGAUUAAAAGUUUGAUCAGCCUGAGAAGAGCAGAGAACAGAAGAGGAAGAGGAAGAAGUAGUAGAAGAAGAAGAGGCAAUAUUUCACUCUCUCCACAGUGCAGAUCCUAGGCCUAAAGUUAUAUGGCGUGGUUUUAAAUUAUUUUACUUACUCCAUCCCUUAUUCAUAUUGAUGUUUACGGAUAGCAAUGUUCAAAUAGACUAUUUUUUUGUUUGUUUACAUGAGGAAAGAUACAAUAGUCCCCAACAUUUGUGCAGUUGCCCGGCACACCUACCACCACAAUGUCGCACCGCUUCAGAGACUCAGGACAUAAGUUAUAUGGAUUUGUACAAAUUGUAGUUGUAUAUAGGCCAUUAUAUAUAUAUAUAUAACAUUAUAUAUAUAUAUAAUGUUCGUGUGUGUGUGUGUGUGUGUGUGUGUGUGUGUGUGUGUGUGUGUGUUUAAAUAAAACAGAACCACUAAUCGAUAUUGUUAAUCGAUAUAAACCCCAGUUUUUAUAGAAUUCUCGUGCUUUUAUUGUAAUGUUGUUACAGGAUGAAUAAAUGCAAAUCUGAACUCA